Molecule: messenger RNA, 1530 nt
Organism: Adineta ricciae
Lineage: Eukaryota; Metazoa; Rotifera; Eurotatoria; Adinetida; Adinetidae
Source: the annotation of a GenBank genome assembly
AUGGCUUCAAGUGAGAAUGACGAGGCAUCAAAUGAACGACUUCGUUUUACCGACAUUGCGGAUGAGCCCAGACGGAUGCUACCGCCCAUUAGUGGAUUUGAAAGCGAGCCUCUCGUUUCUCUUGAAGAAGCAGUACAACCCCUCGUUAAGCACAUCUGUACCAUAGAGCAGCAAGCACAAAUUGCCAAACGAAACUGUAAACAGAAUUCGGUUCACGAUCUAACCAUGGACGAAUCUGCAUCGAUUAGAUUGUAUACCAUGGAAUGUAAGCCGAAUGAACAGUGCCUUUACUAUGUACUUAACCAAACACUUCGCUCCGAGGAUCGGAGUCUUUUAAAAGAUUGGUUUCGCUAUUUGAGACUCAUUAUUAAUGCACUGGCAAAAAUACCAUCGAGUCCUUCUUGUCUCCUGUUUCGAGGAGUAAAAUUAAAUUUGUCACAAGACUAUCCCUUGGGAACGAAACUCUUUUGGUGGGGAUUUUCAUCAUGUACUACUUCAAUGGAAAUGCUUGAAAAGGGGCCAUUUCUCGGCGCUAAAGGUGCUAGAACCCUCUUUCACAUUGAUUGUUACUCAAGCAGAGAUAUUCGAGAAUAUUCUGCACAUGCAAAAGAAUAUGAAGCGUUGCUUCUUCCUGCUAGACAAUUUCAAAUCGUCUCAAGUCUUAAUGCUGGUCAUGAUCUCUAUGUGAUUCAUUUGAGAGAAGUUGAACCAGAAUUUUCUCCUAUUGUAAUUCCACCCGUUAAAAAGAAAUCAUCUAUCAUACACAUACCUGACAUCAUCAAACCGGCGGUGCCACUUCCUGAUAAUCCAGAGUUGGAAAGUCACCUUGCUAGACUUCAACAUCGUUCAAAUUUGAAUUUGGAUGGUUGGCGAUUAUCCGAUCAAGAUAUGAGCUUUAUCGCAGAACAAGCCAUUUCCAACAAACAAUGUGUGAAAGUGUCCAUAAGAAAUAGUCCUAUAGCAUCUCAAGGUUUAUCAGCGCUAGCCACUGCAGUUCGCGAUAGUAUUACAAUAGAGGAACUUGAUUUAAGCAACGCUAAUCUGACAGACAAUGAUUUGGGUCUAUUAGCGCAACACAUUUCGAUCGAUCAGUCGCUCGCGGUAAAACAAUGGAGUUGCUGUGGAUUAGUAAAAGUGAAAGAACUAACGAAAGCACCUAUCAAGUUACUACAACUAAGCAAUAAUCAUAUUGGUGAUAAGGGUAUGGAAUAUCUAGUAGAAGUGCUCAAGAACAAACGAACAUUAGUUGAGCUGCACUUGAACGGUAAUCGAAUAAGUGAUCAUGGUGUUCGACUGCUAGCUACUAUUCUAUCAACUCCAACAAUCAAUCUGCAAAAACUCUAUCUACACAAUAAUCCACGAAUAAGUGAUCUAGGUAUUGAUCACCUCAUCGGCAUGCUACGAACGAAUCGACUAUUAAACACACUCUGGUUGAUCGAUUGUAAUUUGACCAAUGCCGGCAGGCAGAGAUUGAGAGACACUGUUGCAACUAGAAAGCAUUUUUAUCUAAAUGUAGAACAGUUUAAUUAA